GCACGUCCCGUCGUCAGCCAUGUUGUUUGUCUGACAGCGCUGUACUGCAACAGGUUGUUAAAGAUCCUCAAUAAAACACUGCAGAAAUUCUUUAAAGAAACCCUGAAAGCCGAUUGUCAUCACGUUAAUUCAGAGGACAAUGGAAAAGGAUAUGUUUUCCUCCCAGGAGAUUUCGCAAAGUCAAUAAUGCUGUUGUGUAAUAUGACUGAGCUAGCCAGCUGAGACGAGGAGAUCAGGACCACUCUCCUCAUAUCCCUGCCACCUGCAGCUAUGAAUGUGUAAAUGCAUUUAUGGCACCUCCGCUUCAUCAGACGCUUCAUGGUGGUCGGAGUAUUUGGGCUAUAACCCCAGAGGAGAGGGACAAACAUGAUCAGAAGUUUGACUCCCUCUUGCCAGUACAGGGCUUUGUUACAGGGGAGAAGGCACGAAACUUCUUCAUUCAGUCAGGGCUUCCCCAGUCUGUGCUAGCUGAGAUCUGGGCCCUGGCUGAUAUGAAUAAAGAUGGUAGGAUGGACCGGUUGGAGUUUUCUAUAGCCAUGAAGCUGAUCAAGAUGAAACUGCAGGGACAGAAUCUUCCUACAGCUCUGCCCAUCAUCAUGAAGCAGCCACCUGUGCCAGUUCCAACCAUGCCAGCAACACCUCUCGGAAUGGGAACUAUGCCAAAUGUACCCAUGAUGCCGAACAUACCCAUUCUGACCCCUAUACCAAUGACCACUAUGAGCCCCAUGCCGGGCAUGACUCCCAUGAUGGGCACAGGGCUGUCGAUGCCAGUGAUGCCCACCAUCAGCACUCCAGCCCUGCCUAAUGGACCUAUUGCCAUUCUACACCCGACCCCCAUCCCUAUCACUUCCACUCUCCAGCUAUCAAGUUCCUUUUCCUCUUCUCCACUGGGCUUCUCUGCCACUCCAAUGAACAAGAACCCAUCUUUGUUGGACCUGGGCUCGAGCAGCUCAAACUCCUCCCCCUCCACAUCACUGGCCAGCAACUCUCCUAAGGGUGGCCUUUCUGAUUGGGCUGUCCCACAGGCAUCACGACUCAAAUACAGGCAGCAGUUUAACAGCCUAGACAAGCAAAUGAUGGGUUAUCUAACAGGUCCUCAAGUGAGAAAUAUAAUGGCUACAACAAUGCUUACUCAGACUCAGCUAGCUGCCAUCUGGAAUCUUGCUGAUGUGGAUAAGGAUGGUAAACUGAAGGCUGAUGAGUUUAUUCUUGCCAUGCAUCUAGUAGACAUGGCUAAAAUGGGCCAGCCGCUGCCUAUGGCACUCCCUUCAGAGCUGGUGCCCCCAUCACUGAGGGGGAAGCUUGGUGAGUCUGUGAAUGGAACCACUGCCUCGAUCUAUGCAGGCCUGGCUGAGGACCUCUACGAGUCUGAGCCUCCGCAGAAAUCAAGGAACAAUUUGACUUUUGAAGAUAAGUUCAAGAAAAAUAUGGAGAUGGGAAAUGCUGAGCUGGAGAAGCGCCGGCAGGCACUGCUGGAGCAGCAGCGCAGGGAAGAGGAGAGGAGGGCACAGAAGGCCAGAGAGGAGCAGGAGAGAAGAGAGAGGGAGGCACGAGAGCUGGAGCUGAAGAGGAAGAGGGAGGAAGAGCUCAGACUGGAGCGACAGAGAGAGCUGGAGCGACAAAGAGAGGAGGAGAGACUUAAAGAGCUGGAGAGGAAGGAGGCAGCCAAGAAGGAGCUGGAGCGCCAACAGCAGCUUGAGUGGGAGAGGAGGAGAAAGCAAGAGCUCCUAAACCAGAAGAGUGAGGAGCAGGAGGAGAUCAUCAGGCUCCGAGCCAAGAAGAGGAGUCUGGAGAUGGAGCUAGAGGCUGUGGGCAACAAGCAUAAACAAAUCUCUGACAAGCUCCGAGAUGCUGAAGGCAAAAAGAGAAUCCAUAAAAAUGAGCUGGAAAUGAUCAACCACAAAAGAGACUCCUGCAUCACAGAAAUCAGCUCUCUGCAGAAACAGUUAGAGGAAUUUAAGAGAAAGUUAGGACAGUCGACCAUAGAACAGCAAAAACUCAAUGACAGACUCUGCAACCUCAAUCUGAACAACCUCCCUACUGCAACAGUGAAAACUUUACAGAGUAAAGUGGAAGAGAAGGAUCUUACCUGUCGAAAGCUUAAAGAACAGGUUAAUGCUUUGGAAAAAGAGACUGCAGUUAAAUUAGCAGAUAUGGAUCAGUAUAAGAAAGAAAUACAGUUUGAGGAAAUGGAUGACUGCAUGCUUAAAGGCCUGCUCUCUUUACUGAGUUGCCUCAGCAAUCUCUUCUUCCUUUUGAAGGAUCUCCGAGAGAGCCAGAGGACACAACAGUCUGCUUUGGAAAAACUACGCACCAUUAAGGAAGAAAAAAUCCGAGAGCUAAAGAAACGCAAGCAGGAGGAACUGGAAAAGAAGAGGAGAGAAGAGGAAGAGCAGACACGCAUCAAACUGGAGAAGGAGCGGCAGUGGCAGGAGAAACUGCGGCGUGAAGAGGAGGAGAAACAGAGGAAAAUACAGGAGGAGAGAGAAGCCAAACUUCGUGAGGAGGAGGAGAAGGAGAGACAAGCUCGUUUACAGGCUGCUAGAGAACAAGCGGAACGAGAGCACAAAGCCCGGGAGGAGGAGGAGGAGAGGAGGCGCAGGGAGGCGGAGGAGGAAAGGAGAGAACAAGAGAGACGCAGACUUGAGGAGAAAAGGAGGCAGGAGGAGGAAGAGCAGCGCAGGCAGCGAGAUGAGGAAAGGAGGAAACUGGAGGAGGAGAGGAGAAAACUGGAGGAAGAACGGAGAAAACUGGAGGAGGAAAGGAGGAGGCAGGAGGAGUUAAGAGCAGAGGAGGAGCGGAGAAGAGCAGAGGAGGAGUGGAGGAGGAAAGAGGAGGAGAGACGGGAAGAGGAGAGAAGAAGGGAGCGUGAGGAGGAAGAGAGGAGGAGACACCGUGCACAGGAGGCUGCCAUGAGAGAUGCAGAGGAGAGAAAAAGAAAAGAGGAGGACCGUAAAAGGCAGGAAGAGGAGGACAGGAGGCGUCGGGAGGAGGAGCAAAGGAAACAGGAUGAGGAGAGGAAAAAGAAACAGCAGGAGGAAGAGGCUGCAGCCGCAAGACUGAAAGACGAUGACGAGAACAAGAAGAACACUGUUAAAUCAGACAUUGUUGCUGCUCUUCUGCGCGGCCUGGAGGAGAGGAAAGGCAGCAGACAUCCUCUUGGCACACAGCACAGAAGAUCAGCGGCACUGACGACGUUUAAAGCCCUCUACUCCUUCACUGCCAGAAAUGAUGAAGAGCUUUCCUUUGAUAGCGAUGACCUGAUUGAGGUGGAUGAGAGCAUAGAGCGAGAGCAGGGCUGGCUGUACGGCAGUCGGCAGGGGAAGAUGGGCUGGUUCCCCGAGAGUUAUGUGGAAAAGCAGGCCAAAUCUGAGGCUCCACUCAUGGCCAAACAAGCCCUAAAGCCACAGGUCUCAAUCUCUGUCAGCAAACUGAGUGAUGGAGCGAGUGGAUCACGGCUGAACUCCACUUUCACCCCCACUCAUGCCACAGGCUCCGCCUCAUCCAACCAUGGUCAGGUGGUGGGGAAUGUGCAAGCUCAAGCUCUGUGCUCAUGGACUGCAAAGACUGACAACCAUCUCAACUUCUCCAAAGAUGAUGUGAUCACAGUUCUGGAGCAGCAGGAGAACUGGUGGCUUGGAGAGCUCCGUGGGGUUCAGGGGUGGUUCCCCAAAACCUAUGUUACAGUGCUGAGCGCCACUGAUGCACAAGCAGAUUCCACUGAAGGAUCUGAUACAGCAGAUGGAUCCAGCUAUGAAGAAUAUGUGGCGCUGUACACUUACGAGAGCCCUGAGCCUGGAGACCUGACCUUCACCGAGGGAGACACCAUCCUGGUCUCAGAGAGAGAAGGGGAGUGGUGGAGAGGCAGCAUCGGCGACAGAUCGGGACUCUUUCCCUCCAAUUAUGUCAAGCCAAAGGAGACCGAUACAUCAAGUCUCUCUGGUAAACUUGGAACGCCUGGAAAGAAACCAGAAGUGGCCCAGGUGACCACUGCGCACACAGCUGCAGGUGCAGAGCAGUUGAAUCUAUCCCCAGGACAGCUCAUCCUCAUCCUCACUAAGAACCCCUCCGGCUGGUGGCUCGGGGAACUGCAGGCCAGGGGGAAGAAGCGUCAGAAGGGCUGGUUCCCUGCUUCACACGUCAAGCUUCUGGGCUCAAACAGCGGCAAAUCUACACCUUCAUCUGCAGCUGUCGGCCAAGUCAUCGCCAUAUACGACUACACCGCAGCGAAUGAGGACGAGCUGAGCUUCUCGAAGAGUCAAGUUAUCAACGUGCUGGACAAAAGCGAUCCUGACUGGUGGAAAGGAGAGCUCAAUGGGGUCACGGGCUUGAUUCCUACCAACUAUGUGAAAAUGACCCAUUCGGAUUCUGACCCCAGUCACCAAUGGUGCACUGACCUGAGCACUCUGGAUGCAAUGAGCCCUCAGGAGAGGAAACGGCAAGGAUACAUCCAUGAGCUUAUUGAGACAGAGGAGAAAUACAUUGAAGACCUACAGCUGGUUCUAGAGGUACAAAAUGCUCAAGUAUGUGAGGUUAACUUGGAAAUGUUCUUAUCUUUUACCAGUCUGCAGUGUAUCAUGCAUGAUGUGUGUAUUGUCAGGGCUCUGAAGACAAGGAAAAAGACGGGGGGUGAGAACAUGCCUGUUCACAUGAUCGGGGACAUUCUGGCCUCUGAGCUGUCACACAUGCAGGCCUACAUCCGCUUCUGCAGCUGCCAGCUGAACGGUGCCGCACUGCUGCAACAGAGAACCGAUCAGGAGCCAGACUUCAAAACCUUCCUUAAGAAAAUUGCCACAGACUACCGUUGUAAAGGAAUGCCUUUGUCCAGCUUUUUACUUAAACCUAUGCAAAGGAUCACUCGCUACCCUCUCCAUAUUAAACAUAUCCUGGAAAGUACUCCAGAGAGUCACGUGGACAAUGUUCAGCUGCAAGAGGCUUUGGAGAAGGCAGAGCUGCUGUGCUCUCAGGUGAACGAAGGUGUCAGGGAGAAGGAGAACUCUGACAGGCUGGAGUGGAUCCAAUCCCAUGUGCAGUGUGAAGGUAUCACAGAGAAUCUGACUUUCAACUCUCUGACCAACUGCUUGGGUCCUCGUAAAUUGCUGCACAGUGGGAAGGUGUUUAAGACCAAGAGCAAUAAGGAGUUAUACGCCUUUCUGUUCAAUGACUUUCUGCUGUUCACUCAAGCUGUCAGGCAGUUCACUUCCUCAGGAACGGACAAGCUCUUUAGCCCCAAGUCUAACACCCAGUACAAGAUGUAUAAGCAGCCUGUGUUCCUCAAUGAAGUUCUGGUGAAGCUUCCGUCAGAUCCGUCCAGCGACGAGCCCGUCUUCCACAUUUCCCACAUAGAUCGUGUGUACACACUGAGGACAGAGAACAUUAAUGAGAGGCCUGCGUGGGUUCAGAAGAUCAAAGCAGCAUCAGAAGCAUUCAUUGAGAUGGAGAAGAAGAAACGGGAAAAGGCCUAUCAAUCUCGAUCAAUGAAAGCAAGUGGAAUUGGUCGCCUGCUUGUCACCAUCUUAGAGGCAACAGAGCUAAAGUCCUCCAAACCAAAUGGAAAGAGUAAUCCAUACUGUGAAGUGACCAUGGGUUCUCAGUGCUACACUUCCCGGACCAUCAAUGACACCGUCAACCCCAAGUGGAGCUUCAAUUGUCAGUUUCACAUUAAAGACCUGUAUCAAGAUGUCCUCUGUAUUACGAUUUUUGAGCGGGAGCAAUUUUCACCAGAUGACUUUUUAGGUCGCACUGAGGUUCCUGUAGCCACUAUUAAGAAAGAGCUUGAGAAUAAAGGUCCGUCCACUAGGAGGCUGCUGCUUCAUGAAGUUCCCACUGGAGAGGUUUGGGUUCGGCUCGACCUGCAGCUGUUUGACCACAAAGCCCCCAAAUGAUGAGGAGAGAGCAUCUCCCUUCAAAACUGCACAACACUAUCACCACAAGAUUCUCA
Molecule: messenger RNA, 5941 nt
Organism: Cyprinus carpio (common carp)
Lineage: Eukaryota; Metazoa; Chordata; Actinopteri; Cypriniformes; Cyprinidae
Product: intersectin-2-like
Biological process (GO): positive regulation of Rho protein signal transduction
Molecular function (GO): calcium ion binding; guanyl-nucleotide exchange factor activity; protein binding
Source: RefSeq, a predicted model, not a curated record